This is a messenger RNA of Dendroctonus ponderosae (mountain pine beetle), 2570 nucleotides long. It is a transcript of the gene Rim2, whose product is annotated as mitochondrial carrier protein Rim2. Gene Ontology annotation, cellular component: mitochondrion; mitochondrial membrane. The transcript has 6 exons. Gene Ontology annotation, biological process: mitochondrial transport; pyrimidine nucleotide import into mitochondrion. The coding region runs from base 857 to 1912 and encodes 351 amino acids. The record is from RefSeq and is a predicted model, not a curated record. Gene Ontology annotation, molecular function: pyrimidine nucleotide transmembrane transporter activity. NCBI's taxonomy places the organism in Eukaryota, Metazoa, Arthropoda, Insecta, Coleoptera, Curculionidae.
AAUGUUGGAAGUUGUCGAGUUGCCUCUGGCUUACAACCCGAGCACUUGUUUUCACCAUUUUUUUCCCAAAGUGCCAAUGAACUGUUGAUUGUAGCUCUUCAAUGCUUCUGAUUGGGUGACAUCAGAUUAACUAUAGAGUGGACUUGGAAUAUUAAAAUCCCUGUUGUUUACAACUGGGAGAAUUAAUUAGCGAUUAAUUCCGGAGAGCGCACGGGGCUGAUUGUGAAGUUUCAGACUUGCGCAAGAUUGGACGUAAACAACUAUCGUGGCCCGUCGGUUCGCAUUUCAGUAACGGAAACAAUACUGUUGUGAAAUUGUGUUCUGCUAAGUAAUUUGGAUGUUGGAUGUAUGGAAAUGUUUAGCGGAAAAUUCCCAAGUUUAACCAGGGCUGGAUAAUUAGCGGAAAAUCCAAGUCAAUCGCAGGAAAAUUGACCAAUCAGACCAACCAGACGCCGGCAAAACAAAACCAUGUGAUUUUGGCACAUCCCAUUAUCUGGAGGGGACAAUUGUGACACUUGACAGAGACCCAUUUAUUGAUGUAUAUAGAGUGUUCAUACCAAUUUGCCCCUUAUGUGCUAUCAACAAGAGGUUCAAAGUGGGAUUAAAGGAGUUGAAGUUGCAUGUGCAUUUGUUUACGAGUGAGCUCUCACGUAUGCAAAGUCGGCUCGAGUAACAAAUGAACUCAAAAGACAGUGUUUACAUUCCGAAUAAUCUACAGUUUGCAGUUGGAAAAGCACUGUUUGAUUUAGUGUUCGCAAGGGACUAUGUAGAACAGUUUAUCUCAACAUUGGGAAAUCACUGGGACUUGUGGUAAUUUUAGUGAAAAUUAUAACCUGGAAACAAACUUCUGGAUGACAUGAAUCAGAAAGACACGGUUAUCCAUCUAGUUGCUGGAGGAGCUGCCGGCACAGUGGGUGCAAUUGUUACCUGUCCACUUGAGGUGGUAAAAACAAGGCAACAAUCCUCCCGUGGAAAUAUGAUGUCUUCUUCGCCUGGCAGUGAGGCUCCUCCACAGUCUAGGAACUUAAAAAUGUCACCUUCUGUUAAUGGUAAGCGUAGUUUAUGGACAUCUACACGCUAUGGGCGGCCUCAAGUUGUGGCUCUUUCAGGUUUCACCGCACCGCCGCCCUUAAGAAUUGGAAACGACAUGGGCAUUAUCCAGUGUAUCCGACACAUUAUUAGGCAGGAAGGGACAAUAGCUUUAUUCAAAGGUUUGGGUCCUAAUUUGAUCGGUGUGGCUCCUUCGAGGGCCGUUUACUUCUCAACUUAUUCGCAGGCCAAACGAUUUUGGAACAACCUGUUGCCUCCUGAUUCGCCAGUAGUGCACGUUUGUUCAGCUUCCUGUGCUGGCUUUAUGGCGAGCACUCUGACGAAUCCCAUUUGGUUUGUUAAAACCAGGCUCCAGCUGGAUGUUAAUAAGGAAAAUCCCAUGACUGCUAUCCAGUGUGUUCGACAUAUUUAUGCCAAAUCGGGCAUGUUAGGGUUCUACAAAGGUAUAUCAGCCUCGUACAUGGGCAUUUCCGAGACAAUCAUUCAUUUUGUGAUAUACGAGGCCAUCAAGGCGCAACUAAUCGCUUACCAUCAGCACGACAGUGAUGAGCGCAGCUCAAAAGACUUUUUGGAGUUUAUGGUGGCUGGAGCCAUUUCCAAAACUGUAGCCUCAUGUAUUGCUUAUCCGCAUGAAGUGGCCAGAACGCGACUCCGCGAGGAAGGAAACCGCUACACUGGAUUCUGGCAAACCUUGCAACUAGUGUUUAAGGAAGAAGGCAUUAAGGGCUGUUACAGAGGUCUGAAGACGCAACUAGUUAGACAAAUUCCCAAUACUGCCAUUAUGAUGUCGACUUAUGAGGCUGUGGUCUAUAUUUUAACCACCCGAUUCAAUACGGAGUUUUACCAGAAAGAGGGACAUUGAACAGUUUCAAUGGCUGUUCAGGAAAUAUCGUUUCUUGCAUCAGACACUCGUAGUUUUUCGGUGAUUUUCGGUUCGGAAUAGUUAACUAGGUUUUGAUGGUUGAGCCCGAAAAAUCAUUAUCUCAAAUAGACAUUAAUUCGUGCGACUUGUUUAUUAUUUGAUACUUAAAAACCGGCUAAUGUAGAUACUUGAUACAUGCUCAAUAUUUGUCUCUGUAAUUUGAUUAUUCUUCUAUAAUUCUGUCAUCUUCGGGUUUUUAUUAAAGUAGUCUUUAAAAUAUGGAACAAUCAUAGAUAUUCCAGAUUAAGACAAAAAUAUCCGAAAACCCCCCAGUUCACCCAAAGCGUUGCUGCCUUUAAUGUAAUUCGUUCUUUUUUUCUUACGGUGUUUUGAUUGAUUUUUUAGUGAGUUUCAGGACUGUUUGUAAAAAACAUUGCUUUACAAAGAAAUUUUUUUUCUUUUUAAUCUUAUAUUAUACUAUGUUUUUUUUCUGAAAACUGCUGCCGAAUGGAUCUAGAUUUUAACGAAAUAUUAAGGUUUAUAAAUAUUGUACAUUUGUUGUAUAGAUGGUCGGUUAUAAGAAAAAUUUGUUAAUUCAGUUUAUAAACAUGUACAUAAUAUUGAGUAGGUACUGGAAAUAUAGUUCUGGUUCAAUAAA